Kockovaella imperatae is the source of this 1852-nucleotide messenger RNA. RefSeq lists its product as hypothetical. The coding region runs from base 107 to 1810 and encodes 567 amino acids. Lineage: Eukaryota; Fungi; Basidiomycota; Tremellomycetes; Tremellales; Cuniculitremaceae. Gene Ontology annotation, biological process: regulation of DNA-templated transcription. The transcript is spliced from 4 exons. Gene Ontology annotation, cellular component: nucleus. The record is from RefSeq and is a predicted model, not a curated record.
CUCUCGAGAGGUACACUUAUGGCGACAUCUUGUCUUUGCGCCCGAGUCCGUUCAGCUGACCCAUUCGGCUCGACUGCUAUGGACGAUCACCGUAUGAAAUUGGCAUAUGAGCGAUAAAGGCAAAGAGCGCGCUUCACCUGAGCUCGCGAAGGAGGUCGCCUCGCAGAUUCAUUCAUUACAUGAAGAUGAGAGCGACGAAGAGUAUUUGGCACAAAAUUACGAGACACAAAGACAACGUCGUAUCCUGGAGAAUCAGCUUCUGCUCACCACUCUGGGUUUCUCGUCAUCUACCACGCGCAUAACGACCUCUACAGCAUCCCCGACUCGACUGGUUCAGCGGAAGAAACGCCCAGGGGUCGUCUACGAUCGGUCUGGGCACGUAAUAUCUCGACCUUUGGGAGAUGAAAAGCACACGAUGGCGUGUGUGGAGAUACCGCCCGAUAGGCAAUUGACGAGACGAAUUCAAGCUGGAGAAUAUCAGGAUUGCUCACAUUGGGCGGAGGGGGAGGAUAGACGGUGGCGAUUCGGCUUAGGUCGAGGUGGGAAAGUGAGGCACGAGGAGCCGCGAGAGGUCGGUGGUGUUGGGGAAAGCUUCAGGUGGAGAGUAUGGCGGGGACUCGACAAAGAGUUAAGAAAGGAAAUGAGAAAGAGGGGUUUGCUCAAUGAGAUUGAUCAACGGCCCGUCCAAUCAGAGGACGGUCAAGUCUCUGCGUACUCGGACCUUCCAGGCGCAGCCUGCCAUCAAUGUCGACGCAAAUCUGAAAAGCUAAAAAUGCAAUGUCGGAACGUUGAUCCAUUGUGUCGAGCGCUUUUUUGCGAGACUUGCUGCCAGAGGUAUAGCUAUUUCUCCUUUGACCCAGAGUCUCGCUCCUUCAUCUGUCCCCUCUGCCGAGACUGUUGCAAUUGCUCCAAUUGUAUUCGUAAACGACACCUCGGACACCUCUUACCGUCAGCAGGAAAAGGCGGUCGUUCCAAAUCGCUUCGUCAUACUGUUCGAGAGCAAGGUCACGAAGGUAUGACGGUACAGGCCUGGAUUGACAAGGCCACGGAAGAGAGGGUUGGAAUCCCAUUCGACCGAGUCAGGCUCGUUGAUCGCGACAUGGACGUCAUUUCACCAUACAUCGAGCCUGAGCUUAAGCUUCAACCAGAAACAACGCCAAAGAAGCGCAAACAGAGCAAGCAAAGACAGACGAAGAAACAUAAGAAAAAGAAGGAAUCGGAGCGAGAGGACGAGGACGGUGUGACGAUUGCAGAGAAUGGAGGAGAGGGCGAGAAUCGUCCUGUUGUGCUUCGAUUCAAGGUUCCAGGUGACCCUGCAGCCAGAGAGCGAGUCAAAGAGGUCGACUCGGAUGGCGAUACCAUUGAUCAUUGGUCCGGCGACGAGAGCGAGACUUCCCUCACUCCUCUGUCGGAUACUUUAUCCCCCGUCCCUCCUCGACUUGCGUUCCCGCCACGACCUGUAUUUUGGGACAACAUCGAACCUCCCCAAAUCCCCGUGUCCAUUCACAAUUCGCCCAGCCCUCCAUCAGACUCAAGCGAGACUGUCAAACGACGUCGACGUCCACCUCCACCCAUGGCCAACAUCGUCCGAGCGCCUAGACAUGCUCAAAAGGAACAGCCUCUCCCUCAGUGGCAUAUCCCUCCUCAACAAGCGAUGCUGUACGACACAAUCAAACCAGGUCAAUUGAUACCACAAACACUCGAUUUUAUGGGUUCACCUGAUGACUUGGAUGUGCUAGAGAAUGCGACGAGAUUGGCGGAUGAGACGGUGAUGCUGAAUGGGAAUAGAUUGGCUAGUCAAAGUGUCUAGACAUGUCCCAGAGUCCCCGUUGCAUGUAUACAGUCACUCGCG